AGCAAGUUGAAUAAUAAGUAAAUAAAUCCAAUCCACAGCAAUGUUAUGUUGAAGAAAAGAAAAGAAACUUGUCAUUAUCACCGAAAAUUAUUAUUGUUGUUUUUGUUGCGGUUAUUCCGAAAAUUUUAGUCACCAAAAUGUUGUCCAUCUUUCUGCGUUCUGCAAUCCGAUCAAAUAUCUGGUUUCGUUCGUCAUCAUCAUCAUCGUUGUCAUCGACAAAAAUUAUUUCAUCAAGAUGUUUAUCAUUCCGGACAAAAUAUGAAAAUCAAUUCCACUCACAUUAUCACAAUAAUCGAUGGAAUCGUUAUUCACAAUCGAUUAUAAAUUAUUCGAAUCAAAGAUAUCUAAGUGGAAAUAAUCGUAUUGUAUCAUUUAAUUUAUCGGAUAUUGGUGAAGGAAUAUCUGAAGUAGUUAUAAAAGAAUGGUUUGUCAAUAUUGGUGAUCAUGUACAACAAUUUGAUAAUAUUUGUGAAGUACAAAGUGAUAAAGCAUCCGUUACAAUUACAAGUCGUUAUGAUGGACAAAUUAAAAAAAUUUAUUAUCAAAUUGAUGAUAUGGCUAAAGUUGGUCAACCAUUAGUUGAUAUUUUAAUUGAUUCGGAUGAUAAUUCAACAGAAUCAGAACCAGAAAAUCAGAAAAUUAUUAUGAUUAAUGAUGAAUCAAAUAAUAAUAAUAAUUUGGCUACCAUUAAUAAUAAUGAAAAUAAUCAUCAUCAAGAUUAUCUUGGUGGUGGUAAAUUUAUAACAACACCAGCUGUACGUCGUAUGGCUAUUGAACAUAAAGUUGAUUUAAACAAUGUUAUCGGCACGGGUAAAGAUGGUCGAAUUCUAAAAGAAGAUAUUCUUACAUAUUUGGAACAACAACAACAACAACAAUCAGCAAAGCCUGCUAUAGAUGUAAAAGCAGAUAACACUACAACAACAACAACAACAUCGCAGACAAUAAAAAAGGCUGAAUCAAAAUUGUCAAUAAAAAAAUCACCAACAACGACUACAUCCAACAUUCCAUUGAAUGAACCAGAUCGUAUAGAACCAUUUUCAAGUAUAACAAAAGGAAUGUUCAAAACAAUGACAAAAUCAUUACAAGUUCCACAUUUUGGCCUAAGUGAAGAAAUCGAUUUAUCAUUAUUGAUUAAAUUACGUCCUGAAAUGAAAAAAAUAUCUAAUGAAAAAAAUAUACCAAUAUCAUUGAUGCCAUUUUUUAUUAAAUCAACAUCGUUAGCAUUGGAAAAAUAUCCAAUAUUAAAUUCAACAAUAGAUAUAUCAGGUGAAAAAAUUAUUUAUCAUCAAUCACAUAAUAUUGGUAUUGCUAUGGAUACUAAACAAGGAUUAUUGGUACCAAAUAUUAAAAAUGUCAAUCAAAUGACAAUAUUAGAUAUUGCCAAUGAAUUAAAUCGUUUACAACAAUUAGGACAAAAAGGACAAUUAGGUAUUAAUGAUUUGAAUGGUGGUACAUUUACAUUAUCUAAUAUUGGUUCGAUUGGCGGUAUAUUCGGUAUACCUGUAUUGAUGCCAGGUGAAGUUGUAAUUGGUGCUAUUGGUCGUAUACGUAAACUACCACGUUUUAUUGAUGAUGAUUCGGAUCAAAUUAAACGUGCACAUAUUGUACAGGUAUUAUGGUCAGCUGAUCAUCGUAUUAUUGAUGGUGCAACAAUGACACGUUUCUGUACAUUAUGGAAAGAAUAUUUAGAAAAUCCGUUUAGAAUAUUUUUCUGAAAAAAAUAUCAAAUUUUUUUUUCGUUAAAUAAUUGAAUUUAAAA
Messenger RNA from Dermatophagoides pteronyssinus (European house dust mite), 1759 nucleotides. RefSeq names its product Dihydrolipoamide branched chain transacylase E2 (gene Dbct). Lineage: Eukaryota; Metazoa; Arthropoda; Arachnida; Sarcoptiformes; Pyroglyphidae. Gene Ontology annotation, molecular function: acetyltransferase activity; lipoic acid binding. The record is from RefSeq and is a predicted model, not a curated record. Gene Ontology annotation, cellular component: mitochondrion; cytoplasm.